AUGGCAUUAUUUGCUGAGGUCAGAUUAUUGGGUGCUGAGGUUGUCUUCAUCCAUGUAGAGUCUGACCACGGGUUUGAGCCUGAUUGUUCCAUUGCAUUUGGUAACUGGUCAAACACAACAAGACCUUUGGUGGCGCUGUCGAGUUUCCCGGGAUCAGGAAAUACCUGGACACGACAUCUCUUGGAACUUGCAUCGGGGGUGUACACUGGUGCCUAUUCCUAUGAUAAUGACCUGUAUCUUGGAGGUUUCACUGGCGAAACCGAAUACUAUAAACGUGGACGGACGCUAGUAAUAAAAGAUCACCGUUUUCGUGAUGAGUACAAAUCUGCAAUAUUACUGAUACGAAAUCCAUAUGACGCGGUCAUAACAUUAUACCAUUAUCACAAAAAGAAACACACUGGGAAAAUUCCUCUACGUGAAUUUAAAAACAAUGUUGAGUGGGAAGACUUUGCUAUGGAACACUUCAAGAAAUGGAUCAAUAUGAUGGCCGAGUGGAUCUCAUCAAAGAAACCGCUAUUGGUUGUUCAUUACGAAGAUUUAAAACAUGACACGGUCUACGAAGUGAAAAGAAUGCUGUCCUUCCUCAAUAUGACACUGACACCUGAACGACUUCAUUGUUUGGAAAUGGACAUUGAAGGCAACUUUCACCGCCACAAAGAAGAGACAUUUGACUUUGACCCUUACACAGCAGAUAUGCAUACAGUAAUCAAAGAAAAUAUUCGAUUAGCAAACGGGUUGCUUCGAAAUAUUAACAUACCUUCCGUACGCGAGCCGUCUUAUGACAAAAACAUACAUGAAACUGACAAUAUCCGUGAUGACAUCUGA
Molecule: messenger RNA, 825 nt
Organism: Saccoglossus kowalevskii
Lineage: Eukaryota; Metazoa; Hemichordata; Enteropneusta; Harrimaniidae
Product: sialate:O-sulfotransferase 1-like
Molecular function (GO): sulfotransferase activity
Source: RefSeq, a predicted model, not a curated record